Messenger RNA from Dermatophagoides pteronyssinus (European house dust mite), 948 nucleotides. RefSeq lists its product as uncharacterized. Lineage: Eukaryota; Metazoa; Arthropoda; Arachnida; Sarcoptiformes; Pyroglyphidae. The record is from RefSeq and is a predicted model, not a curated record.
AUGGCUGCAAUCAAGAAAUUCAUCCAAAAAUUUAUUCAACAAAACAUUUAUCCAACAAAUUAUAUUCGUAUUGGCAAUGUUAUUGAAGAUUGUUUUGAAUAUCUGAAAAUCUAUUUAUUUCGUUUAGAAUAUUCAUUAGAUGAUUAUGAUCGACAACAAAUUCAAUGGUCAUAUCAUACAUUUCGAUCAGCAAUAUGGAUUACAUUGAAUUCAUGGAUCUAUAUAUUUUUCAAUGUUCAUCUAGCUCAAUAUCCAAGUUAUUUUCUUUUGAAAAUACUGAAAUCAUUUGAACAAAUAUUUCAUUUUGAACGUGUUGAUUUAUUAUUUCAAUUUCAAAUAUCCGUAUUAAUUAUAUUGGAAUAUCAAUGGUUUGAAUUUUUUCGUAAAAUUCUUGGCUAUAAUUUUUAUGGUAAUAAAUUGUUUCGUAAAUAUUGUUAUCAAUUUGAUGAUAAUCAAUUAGACAAUAAUUAUCGUCAAUAUUUAACACGUUUUAUUCGUUUGGUUACAAUUGAAUUAAUAUCCAAAAUUACAAUUGUUUAUUGUAGUAUAUUUUUAAGUAAACAAAUCGAAAUGAAUUUAUUCAAUACAAAUUUAAUGAUAUAUCUUUUAUCGGCAUUAAUAGCAACGAAUGUUUUAUAUUCAAAAGCCUCGCAAUUACCAUAUUAUAAUCGUUGUGGUUCGUUAUCGAUAAUGAAUUGGCUAGCAAGAUUACAAUAUCAGCAGCAACAACAACAACAACAACGACAACAACAACAUAAUGGCAGAAAUCAAUCAAUACGUAACGCGAUUCGUUCUAAUCUUUUUGCUCAAUCAAUGUCGGAUAAUUAUUUAGGUUUUACCUGUGGACAAAUGUUUAUUUUAACUAAAUAUAAAUUUAUUGAAAUAUUUUUAAUGAAUUUUCAAUUAGUUUUAUUGUUUUAUAAAAAAUCCAUUUUUGAAUAUUUCUGA